Molecule: messenger RNA, 384 nt
Organism: Orcinus orca (killer whale)
Lineage: Eukaryota; Metazoa; Chordata; Mammalia; Artiodactyla; Delphinidae
Product: small integral membrane protein 30-like
Exons: 1
Coding region: 101-253 (50 amino acids)
Source: RefSeq, a predicted model, not a curated record
CCUCUUAGCCUCAGCAUCCUGAACUGAUAGAAUUAAACAAAUACCACUUUCUUUGAAACCUUCAGCCUUUAAGAACCAGUCACCUCAAGAUCUCAACAUCAUGAUCUCAGUUUCAACACAAUUGUUCCUAGUUCUCUUUUCAUUGCUUUUGGUGCUGCCUGUUGUGGAAGCAGUAGAAGCCGGAGAUGCAAUCGCUCUCUUGCUCGGUGUGGUUCUCAGCAUUACAGGCAUUUGUGCUUGUUUGGGGGUGUAGGCACGAAAGAGAAAUGGACGGAUGAGACUUUGAAGGGCCUCCUGAAUCAAACCUUGCCCUGAAAACCUUUGUGCUAUUGAGGUUCAAACUGAGUUUUGGUCACUGAAAGUUCCCAAGAAACAGUAAAUAGG